Sphaeroforma arctica JP610 is the source of this 829-nucleotide messenger RNA. RefSeq lists its product as hypothetical. Lineage: Eukaryota; Ichthyosporea; Ichthyophonida. The transcript has a single exon. The coding region runs from base 239 to 589 and encodes 116 amino acids. The record is from RefSeq and is a predicted model, not a curated record.
CAAGCAUAAGAAAGGCGGACGGUGUUUACGAAUUAUCACAGAUAUACAAGCACACAUCCGUACCUGUUGCUCAGAACAAGUAGUAUCAGCUUCCGGUCGUAAGGGUAACCCUAUUUUGACACGGAUUGCAAUAGCGUUGCGGUACCACAAACUAAAAUGAAUUAGCAUUCCUCUCCUAGCUUGUGUACCGUCGCUGAACGCUGUCUAUAUCACAAAGCGCUAAUAUCGCGAACUCAGAAUGCCGCUCGGAUGGAGGCUUACGCAAAGACUGAAGCAAGAGGAUGAUCAAGUGCUCGAAGGGUACUGUGCAUGUUCACUAGAUGCUGGUAGGCGAUGUGUGCAUGUAGCUGCCCUUGUAUGGGCAAUACAGCAAGCAACGUGGGGAAAGUUAUCGUCAGAUGAAGAUGAUCUGUCUACAAGCAAGCCAAGUAAGUGGAAUGUAUCCUCAGGCAAUCAUAAUGACGAUAUUGAGAAAUUUCUGACCACGAUCAUAGUUAAGAAGCCUCGUACUGCAUUCAGCAAACAAGACCAAUUGAUUGCUGCUGUAUACGGUACAAGAGUAUCAGAUAUAAUGGCCACGAGACCGUGAGAGGCUAGCACCGACAGACAAAUUAGACAAUGGCAGACUAAACAAAUAUUUAAACUAAAUUAUGAUCUUUCCAUGGUACUGAAAAAUAGCUUUGGGAACGCCGCAAAUAGUGGGGUUUGUACGGUAAUAUUGCAGAGUCCUAUCACCUAAAAAAAAGGAAGUGAUGCAUAGGGCGGGCCAUAGGUUACCUGAUUUUAAAACUUCAAUUUCAAUAAACAUAUGAUAUCUGUUAGAUAAAAG